Leptidea sinapis is the source of this 1187-nucleotide messenger RNA. RefSeq names its product eukaryotic translation initiation factor 4E-1A-like. The coding region runs from base 307 to 939 and encodes 210 amino acids. Gene Ontology annotation, biological process: translational initiation. The record is from RefSeq and is a predicted model, not a curated record. Gene Ontology annotation, molecular function: translation initiation factor activity; RNA 7-methylguanosine cap binding. NCBI's taxonomy places the organism in Eukaryota, Metazoa, Arthropoda, Insecta, Lepidoptera, Pieridae. The transcript has 5 exons. Gene Ontology annotation, cellular component: cytoplasm; eukaryotic translation initiation factor 4F complex.
AAACUUAGUACGUCAUGGAGGAAUGCUCUAAUAGAUCACAAAUCAGAAUCCUUUUGUUGCCCUUACAAACUCUAGACAAGACUGCAUCCUUCACAUUUUCAAAAUCCUCAUAUGGUGCUGAUGGAGGUCUAUUGGUAGAUUUUAUACAAGCUAAGCUGUAUAAUAUUAAUGAGCCACCAUGUAUUGAGUUAACUCGGCUAAAUGAACUACCAACUUGGUGAUUAGUGAAGUUAAACAUGAUGUGAUGUGAUUUAAGCCAGUGUUCAGUAAUACAGAGUAUAUGUUAAGACUGAGCUUUAGAUAAUAAUGGCUUGUUGCUUAGAGCCUGCAAAGAUUGAGGAGAAGAUAAAAAACAACACGCAAAGUAAAGUCAAAAUUCUGCCAGAGCCUGUAAGUGUGAUAAAACAUCCGCUACAAUAUUCCUGGAGUCUUUGGAUUUACGUAAAUGAUAAAUCCAAAACAUGGGAAGAAAAUUUGAUUGAACUUACAACAUUCGACACAGUUGAAGACUUCUGGUGUCUUUACCACCAUAUAAAACUACCGACCGAGCUGCGGCAGGGUAACGACUAUGCGGUCUUCAAGAAGGGCGUGCGGCCCAUGUGGGAAGACGAUGCCAACAAGAUGGGUGGACGCUGGUUGAUCAAUAUUGACAGAAAACAACGGAGUGCCAAUCUGAAUAAAUAUUGGUUGGAUAUUAUUCUUCUCAUGAUUGGUGAAAACUUCGAAAACUCUGAAGCAAUAUGUGGCGCUGUUGUUAAUAUCAGAGGGAAAUUUGAUAAAAUUGGUGUUUGGACAGGACAUACAUACACGAAACCCGUCGUUGAAAUAGGAAAGACAUUGAAAGAGGUGCUCGGCAUUCAGACAAAGUUUGGAUUCGAGGUCCACCGAGAUACGAUGUCUAAGCAAGGUUCAACAAGCAAAUUCCUGUACAUUGUUUAAUACUUAAGAAUAACUACCAGCGACUACCAUUACCACGUUACAAAUAUCUGAUCGAAGAGUAUGUUGUAAUAAAUAAUAAAACUACAAUUAUUGAAUAAUUGUUUUUUUCCGAAUACUGUUUUGUUUCUACUUUAAAUGUAUUGGCUUAGACACGGAAUACUUAUUAAAAGUUAAGAAUUACUAAAGUCUUAAGUCGUGCUUAACUUUUAUGAGAGUAAUGUGUCUUUCAUAAAUAAAAAAUAUUUAAA